Messenger RNA from Bolinopsis microptera, 3062 nucleotides. Its product is annotated as E3 ubiquitin-protein ligase HACE1-like. Gene Ontology annotation, cellular component: nucleus; cytoplasm; Golgi membrane. Gene Ontology annotation, biological process: Golgi organization; membrane fusion; protein polyubiquitination. The record is from RefSeq and is a predicted model, not a curated record. The coding region runs from base 9 to 2711 and encodes 900 amino acids. Lineage: Eukaryota; Metazoa; Ctenophora; Tentaculata; Lobata; Bolinopsidae. The transcript has a single exon. Gene Ontology annotation, molecular function: protein binding; ubiquitin protein ligase activity.
CUCAGAUUAUGGACCGCUCAUUCCUAAGUGUGCUCAAAACCCUGAAAAUCGGGCAUUCCAUCCAACUCCCUCAAGACAACUAUGCUGCUCUCAAUAUGUUACUUCCCAUGGUGCUGCAAAAAGAACAUAGAAAAGUGUCAGAAUUGAUUAGCAGUAGUCCAUAUUUUGACAUUGAUACUGUUUUACCAAAAAUAAAGCGAACUUUACUUCAUAUGGCUGCAAACAUUGGUGCAGCUGAAUGUGUUGCAGUUCUCUUGAACGCUGGUGCCAAUCCAAAUAGGCCAGAUAGCAAUGGGGUUGUUCCAUUACAUUUUGCUGCUCGUAAUGGAUUUAAAGAUUGUUGCAAGCUUCUUUUAAAUAAAGGUGCGGAUCCAAAAGUACCAGAUAACGAUGGUUUAACAUCUGUUCAUUGGGCAGCUCUAAGUGGCAGAAAUGAGCUCCUUGCUGAUUUGCUUUCACGGAACAUUGAGCUUAAUGUACGUGAUAAAAUGGGUCAGACAGCUUUGCAUUUUGCGGCCAUGCAUGGACAUUAUAAAACAGUGGAAUAUUUAGUUGACAACGGUGCUCAAGUAAAUGAUGUGAACAUUGAAGGGCAUUCACCUCUCAUACUGUCAGCUAAAGAAGGGCACCAACAAUGUAUAGAUCUUUUGCUAUCAUAUGGGGCUAGUCCUUCAGCUAAAAAUUCAAAUGGUAUGUCAGUGUUACAAAUCUUGGUUUCUAAUCGGUACCUUGACUGUGUCUAUUCUUUGACACAGUCUCACCCUACUCAGUUGUGCAAUCUCAUUGAGACCCUCAGAGUUCCUGAAAUGAUCAACUACAAAUAUGUAAUUGAAUGUAUCCAGCAUAUUUGCUGCAAAAAAAGAAGUUUAGUUUUAAAGAUUUGGGAGACUCUGGUUUCUCUAACAAUAAAUACUGGAAAGGAAGUCAUGUCUUCUAAUACUGAUAAGGCUACUCCAAAAGCUUUUGUCAGUCUUGUGAAAGCCUUGAAACAAAUCAGCAUGUUAGACGAAGUUUCUCUCAUUGUAUCUCACUGCAGCAAAUCUAGAACUCACAGUGAUUCAAGCACACCAACUACAAUGUCCCCUCCAACUACCCCAUCAGGGUCUAGUUCUUUCACUUUUGGAUGUUUCUUUGAAAGCCCUGUGAUCAUAAAUCGACUUGAUGAUGUUUGGAUUAUUCUUGAACAGUGGAUGGCCAUGCUUAGUAAAGAAGUCAUUGCAAAACGCAGGUCAGAUAUAUCAAUUUCUGAGCUGCUAGCUUCAACUGAUACCGAUACCAAAGCUGGAAAUCUGUUCCUCUGUGACACAUUUGAUGGUGACUCUAAAUCGCUGGAUAAAGUCUCAGAUAAUUUGUGCACAGUCAUUGAGGCAUAUCAUCUGUGGUCAAAAGACACCUCUCUUCACCUUAAAUUUGAAGAGUUUGUUACCUCCUAUUCUGAUGUCUUUAAGGUUUUCCUUGCUCACAACAGCUUUUUCAUAUUCAACCAACUUAAGUUUUUCUUGGAAUCUCCAAGUUUCAUGAGACAGUUCAAUGGAAUCAGAAAAGUGAUUUAUCAGAAAGAUCUUGCUCUCAGAAAGAAAUGGUUUUAUGACAAUUUAUAUGAAGAUAUUGCUCCGAAUACUCACCCUGAUGACAGUGCAAAGAUCAGAAUCCGUCGAGAUGACAUAUUCAACAGCUCGUGUUCAGAGAUCUACAAUGCUAAUUUAGACGAUUUGAGGAAGAAUUUUGUGAUUUCAUUUCAUGGGGACCAAGGUAUAGGAGCUGGUGUGAGGCGUGAAUGGUUCAAUAUUCUUACAAAUGAAAUGCUAAAUGAGGAUUAUGCACUUUUUACUAAUUCGAACGAUGGUAUGACCUUCCAACCUAGUCAUAUUUCCGAUAUUCAAGAAGAUCAUUUAAAUUAUUUCAGAUUUGCAGGGAUUAUAAUGGGGUUAUCCUUGUACCACAGCAAUGUCAUCAAUAUCCAUUUUACAAAAUCGUUUUACAAGCAUAUUCUUGGGAUUCCAUCUGAUUACACUGAUGUUAGGUCCAUUGAUCCAGGAUAUGCUAACAGUUUACAAUGGUUGCUGGAUAAUGAUAUUACAGAGUUUGAAGAUGAUCUGGGACUGACUUUCAGUGAAGAUCAGAAUGUUCUGGGUGAAGCCAGGGUGGUAGAACUAAAACCAGGAGGUUCCAGUAUUCCAGUAGCUGAAAGUAACAAACAGGAAUACGUGGAGUUAGUAACAGAGUAUAAAAUGACAAGCGCUAUCCGGCCCCAGAUCAACAGUUUUCUUGAUGGAUUUCAUUCCAUAAUCCCAGCCUCACUCGUCGCUAUAUUCAACGAAAACGAGCUGGAAUUACUAAUGUGUGGGGUUCCCAACAUUGACCCCCACGACUGGGAAACAAACACCACCUACAACAACUACGAGGCUGAAGAUCAAGUGAUCCUCUGGUUCUGGGAGGUUGUCCACGAAUUUACCCCUGAGGAGCGCGCACUGCUCUUACAAUUCUGCACUGGUAGCUCCAAGGUGCCUCUGGGAGGGUUUGCUGGUCUGCAGGGAUCCGGGGAGGUGAUGCCCUUCACCAUUAGUAAAACUCAUGACCAGAAUAAAUUACCUACUGCCAGCACUUGUUUUAAUUUACUGAAACUGCCAAGUUAUAAAUCGUUCGAAAUUGUUAAAAGUAAGUUAAAGAUAGCCAUUAAGUAUGGUUCAGAAGGAUUUGAUUUUGUAUGAAAUUUUGAUGUUGCUUUAUUUUGUGAACUGAUUUUUACGUUAUGUUAUAUAUAAUUUUGUAUACAUGAGUUGUUUUAGUUGGAAGACGUGACAUACGUUGAAGUAUGAGAUAAAUUGGUAGUGUGCAAGUAUAUAUGAUAUGAUUUUCAAGUUUUUAUGCAAAUUACUACCAAAAUAAACAGCAAUAUGCAAGUUGAUUGUUUUUAUUGAGACCUCAGUUAUUAUUGUAAGCUCAUUUUGGAAUUUAAUUGCAUUGAUUUUUAAGGAUUUCUGAAGACCUAUUACGACUCGCCAUAAUUUAUUUGUCAAAAUUUCCCGGAUAUUUUCAGUUUGAAUACCAAAUUUUUUUGA